UGGGUUGACACUCUUGGCUAGCUAAGUUUAUCGAUAUGAUGUGUGUCUGUAUUUUGUGUUAGCGUGUACAUAUAUGAAUUUACAUUUUCCAGUGUGCCGAGAGAGAAUGAUAAGUACAUGUAUGUUACGUAAAGUGAUUGUUAUGUUUAAAGUGAAUACAAUGUAUAAGUGUUGUUUGAUACGAGGAAAUCUGCAGUAUUACAAUGGACACUGUUUUAUAAUAUUGAAAUAAAGAUGAAAAAUACGUAAGUGUUAUAUAACGAGUCUUCUUCAAUACUCGUCAUGUGCCCUCUAUAUAACUUGCUUGUCUCAACACUUCCGCAUAGUUGUUUGAACCCAGUCCCCUCUCUAUAGCUCAUAUCCUGAUGGGAGCUAUGAUAAUGAUUUAAACGCCAGUCAAUAAACAACAAACAGUCAUGGCUGAGUUUGAAGAAGACACGAAAAAGGAUUUUGACUUGGAGGUGGUUGAGGUGAAUUUUAGGGAAAGUUUGAAAGAGGAUCAUGACGUUGACUUGAAAUGUUACUUACGAGCCUACAGUGAACUGGCCAGGUUUUUCAGACUUUGUGGAACACUAUUCUAUUUUGUUGCCAAAGAUUUGGAAGGAAAAAUCAAUGUUAUAACGGACCUCAUGCAGAAAAACAACCAGGCUUACUGUACAGUUAAAGCCCUGAUGCUUCAGGAGGCGAGCUCUAGUCAGAGACCAGGCGCAUGCGCACUACUGCGCCUCCACCGAGCGCUAGAACUCAUCCUCCAGUUUAUGGCCCGGCUAUCCAAAAGUUCCGACGACGAACGGACGUCAGACAUUGCAGCUGAAGUAUACAAAAAUACAAUGGCGAAACACGACACGUGGCUUGUCCAGAAAUUGGCGGGAUUCGCCAUGUAUACACUUCCCUCGCGAAAGACUCUGAUUGAGACGAUGUGUAAACAGGACUACGAACAGUCGUCGCUUCUGGUCCAAAGAGCCACAGAGGCAGGAAAACCAGUGUUUGACGCUAUAGACUUAGAAUUCACUUCCCGAGGAAUGAACUGAGAGAGAGAGAGAGAGAGAGAGAGAGAGAGAGAGAGAGAGAGAGUGAGUGAGUUUUCAUUUAUUAAAAUCUGUGAUAAUCAAUCUUGUGAUUGUUCUUUAUAAGAAUUUUCAUGUAAACGGU
Magallana angulata is the source of this 1152-nucleotide messenger RNA. Its product is annotated as ceramide-1-phosphate transfer protein-like. Gene Ontology annotation, biological process: intermembrane lipid transfer; ceramide transport. Gene Ontology annotation, molecular function: ceramide 1-phosphate binding; ceramide 1-phosphate transfer activity. The coding region runs from base 417 to 1031 and encodes 204 amino acids. Gene Ontology annotation, cellular component: cytosol; membrane; cytoplasm. The transcript is spliced from 2 exons. NCBI's taxonomy places the organism in Eukaryota, Metazoa, Mollusca, Bivalvia, Ostreida, Ostreidae. The record is from RefSeq and is a predicted model, not a curated record.